Molecule: messenger RNA, 1314 nt
Organism: Conger conger (European conger)
Lineage: Eukaryota; Metazoa; Chordata; Actinopteri; Anguilliformes; Congridae
Product: collagen alpha-1(III) chain-like
Exons: 4
Coding region: 1-1314 (437 amino acids)
Molecular function (GO): protein binding
Source: RefSeq, a predicted model, not a curated record
AUGAGCCCCAUGCCGGAUAAUGGAAACGUGAUGCGUGCAUUCCCCAUGAGUGACCACUCGCCUUCGGAAUAUGAUUAUGAGAUCUGUGACAUGCUGGCAGCAAGCCCCAUGGACAGUGUGCCCUUGCACUGCGUCUGCUCCUACUGCAAGGGCAACGAAGGGCCCAAGGGAGACCGUGGAGACCGCGGCCUGCCAGGUAUUCCAGGGAGUCCUGGGAGAAGAGGGUUCACUGGGUUUAAAGGACAAAGGGGAUAUGUAGGCCGACCAGGCCUGAAGGGCCAGAAAGGUGAUGAAGGAGGAAAGGGGGGUAUGGGCCCCAGGGGGUUUAAUGGAGGCAAGGGAGACCGUGGCUAUAAGGGGGCCAAGGGGGACGCUGGUAUGGAGGGGCCCCCUGGUGAACCAGGGCCCCAGGGAGAAGCAGGAGAGUGCCCGGCCUCCUGCAACUCCCCCCAGGGCCCAGUGGGUGACUCGGGGCUGCCUGGUGCCUCUGGGAAACAGGGGCUGCCAGGGAUCAGCGGUCCUCCGGGGGACAAGGGACAGAAAGGUGACAUGGGUGACAUGGGGCCUGCUGGAUCCCCAGGGUCAGACGGGGAGAAGGGGGAGCAGGGGGCCGAGGGCGAAUGCAACUGCAGUGACGGCGCUGACGGUGCGGAUGGUUCCAAUGGGCCCCCGGGGCCCAAGGGCGAAAAGGGGGAGGGUGGCAGCAGCGGCAGGAAUGGGGUUAGAGGCGAACCAGGACCAGAGGGCAUGAUGGGAAUUCCAGGGCCUCCAGGGCUUUGUGGCGGCCAGAUAAAAACAGCAUUCUCUGUUGAAUUUAUUGGCAUGGACCCCAAGCCUCUCCAGUCAGUGCCCUUUGAUAAGAUUAUAUAUAACGAGCAGGGGUCUUACAACGAAAGGAUGCGCCGCUUUGUUGCCCCCUUCGACGGCACCUACGUGAUUGGCUACAACCUGAUGAACUCCAAUAAGCCUCUGAUGGUGGGGCUGUUUAAGAACCAUAUGCCCUUUAUCAAGUCCAUGUCGAUGUCGCCCCUGGGCACCACCUCCGUGCAAGUGGUGCUGCGUUUGAAGGUGGGCGACUACCUAACCGUCGUACCCAAAGACGACGAUCACAACGGCAUGGUUGGCGGGGGCGAGUCCAGCAGCUCCUUCAGCGGCUUCCUGCUCUACCCCGACUCGUGCGAGCCGCCGUUGGGCCGAGCGUUGUUGCAGACACCUCCACCUCUAUCUCCAUCUCUAUCUCCAUCUCUAUCUCCAACUCCAUCAGACGAGAUCUACAUAUGGAACACCCCCAACGCCGCCACCACUGAAUCUUAA